AUGGUGCUCGUAAGACCUCACAGGCAUGGAAGUGAAGCGUCGAUUUCUAAAAUUUAUGAAAACUAUGAUGUUUCCAUUAGUCCGGAUGGAAAUAGGAUAGUUGUAUUAAACAUCACAUCUUGUCUAUUAAAAUUAUAUAAAGCGAAUGACCUGUCAAAAGUAUGUAAAGAAAUAAAUUAUGAUAGUAAGCUAAAACUAAACAGGAGUUUAACCGUGUCCAAUGAAUUUACUUUGGCAGAUGGAACUGCUGAAGUAUUAAUUGCCAUGUCUUGUUUUGACGAUAAUGAUAUGAAAUUAAAAGAUAACAAGAGAAGAACUCAUUCUAAUGAACUUUCUUCAGCUGAAGAAGCUGACGUCAAUGUGAAUGAUCAAGAUAAAUCAUCUACAUUCAUUUUUUCUACUGCGAGGCAAGUGAAAAUCGACUCUCCGAUUAAUGAUAUGGGAGGAAUAAUCAAAUUUUUGGAUACCAAAGAUGAUGACGAUAAAACCGAAGUAGUUCUUAUAAAUGCGCUCGGAAUUACUAAAGCAUUCUUAAAUCAUGUUGAAGGUGUGAACGAUAAAAAGAGCAGUAUUUUAAGCUUUAUUUGUCCUGCUAAACCAAUUGAGGAGUUUAAUUUUCCAAAAAAAUUUUCAAAGGAAAUUAUACGAUUAUCAGGCAAUGAGACGUGUACCUCUCUUAUCCAACGGAAUUUAGUAAAAGACCGUUUUGUUAUAGAAAGCUAUAAAGAUAAAGAAUAUAAUUAUUCGCCUGUAAUUGUGGUUUGGGGUCUAUUUAGUUGCUCUUAUAAUUGUGUUGAAAGAAUCACUGAUACAUCCUCAAUAUAUUCCUUUAAACACGAUUAUUAUCAAAGAUUAAUUGUUUCUGAUAACCUUAUAUUUAUCGAUAAUGAUGGGAACAUUUUUUCGACAAUAGAAAUAUCAGAAAUAAAUAAAUUGAUGAAUCCUGAAAAUAAUAAAACAAGAAAGAUUAUUUCACUUGACAAAUCUCGUGAAAUUGCCAAUACUUCUAAAUCAACCAAUACAGCCAAAUCUCUUCCCUUAUCGGUAGCAGAUAAUCAUUUAGUUUACCAUGUCUCUGGAAAUCGUUUAGACUUUGAGGAUCAAAAUGAUACAAUUAUCGUUAACGAUCCUGAACCUUGGGUACACAACACGUAUUACUAUCGAACCACGAUUUAUCUUGAUGCUGAGGGUGAAACUCAGUUAAUUAUUGGAGAAUCCACCGUUCAAGUAUGGCUUAAAAGAAAAGGAAUUUCUAAACCUAAAAGAAUUCUUGAGUAUAUUUGGACAAAUCCUUUUAAAGAAAUGCAUAGACAAAUGCAAAUUCUAUCUUUGGAAGUUGCUUAUAAGGAAUUCUCUUUGAUAUUAUACAUUCCUUCUGGAGAUUCACCUACUCAACCUGGACAACAAGUUACAAUUGAAUGGCCCGAUAAAGUUAAUGUUCCGGUAGACGCAUGCCAAUCAUUGAAAUUUCUUGAACAACUAAGGAAUAAACCUUCAGGCCCAAAGAAGCAACACAUUUUUGAAAACUUGGUUCAACAAACUGAAAAUAUUAUCAAGAAAUAUUUUGUUAAAAGAUGUGGAUUAUGGAGAAUGUUGGAUAUUCGUUAUGAUCUUAUGUCACAUCUUAUUCAGGGUAAUCGUGUUUCUAUUAUCAGAAGUAUUUUAUCUUUUAAAUCUGCAAAUGGCAAGAAUAAAAAUUUACAUAUUCCAAGACUUCAUUCCUGGGAUGGGAGAGUCAAAGAAACUGACCUUGAGAUCGCCAUCAAGCACACGAGGGGAGCUUACCGUAAAGAUACAGUUGUAGUAAAAUAUUUACUAGAUUAUUAUUCAGAUAAUGCCACAAAAACUUCAAAUUGGAUGUUUACAGUAACUAAAGCCAUUCCACUUCUUUAUGAAUAUAAAUUAGCAUAUUAUGUUAAGGAAUUAUUUCAAAAACCUUGUUUUGGCUCUAAUGAAGUUUACUUGGAAAGGUCAAAACUUGAUAUUAAAGACAUAAAUCGUAGUCAACAAAAGAAUAUCCAUGCUUUAAAUAUAAAUACAGGUCUUAUCAAGAGAAAUGAACAUUGUUUCUUAAAACAAAUGAUUUAUCGAGACAAACCUAGUAAGAAAACAAAGAAUUCUAAAAAUAUCAAAAAUAUCGAUCAAGUUUACAUGGUUCCGCUCCCAGAUUUUACUGUAUAUCCUGACGGGAUACAUGAUGAACGAAAAUACUGGGGUUUACCGAUUGCAUCCUUAAAAUACUUGUUUUGGCCGCGUAGUCAUGUAAUAAAACAAGAAGAAAAACUAAGUCCAUUUUUGAGAAUGAUAAGGUAUGAUUAUACUACGGAAAUUUAUGAUAAUCCGUCGAUGGCCGCAGUAAUUGAUUACAAAUGGAGCAAAGCAAAAAAAUAUUUCACCAUGCAAGCAUUGACUCGUCUUGUAUUUGGAGCAUCGUAUGCAAUUUUAUCGAAUUCAAUUCAUGGACUUGGUGAAAUUGAUAGAUCCAAUACUUUUUUCGUCUUUGUGGCUGUAUUUUAUUGGUUAGGAUUUUAUUUAUUGAACACUGAACGAGUUCAAUUACAAUAUGAAGGAUGGAGAAGAUAUUUUAGUGUUUACAAUUUUUUUGAUUUGUUCUCAAUUUUAUUGCCAUACGCAGCAGCUACGUUACAAGUUUAUUAUUAUUCAAAAGAAGAAGUCGAUAUUAUUGGUGAUUAUUUUAAUAUGGAUGGCAAAUUUUUCACAAUUUUUAAUUCAUUUACGGUUUUAACAAUGUGGAUUGAAGCUUUCUUGUUAUUGCGAUACCUUGAAAAAACCGGGGCUUACAUAUACAUUGUCAUGAACAUCGUAAAACAAAUAACAUCUUUCUUGAUAUUUAUAUUGUUGGUCGUCCUCGGAUUUGGUCAUACUAUCAAUACAGAUCGAAUCAGCGUUAUACCUGACGGUUCCAAUUUCAAAAUCUAUGAUAAUAAUAAAGAACCAACACCGGGUAUCCUUCUUGUUACAAUUUUGCAAAAUAUGUUAAUUGCAAUUAUGGCUGGUGUUUACGAACAGGCAAAAGAAAUUAGUAAAUCUGCAGUACUGAAAUACCGAGCAGAAUUGAUCGAAGAUUAUGAGACACUUAGUAAUCCGAUCGGAAAUAGAAAAGAAGAUCCUCGAUACAUUUAUUUCAUUGGAAAAUCCAAAUAUAUUAAAAAAUGGUUAGAAAAAUCCGAGAAAGAAAUAGAAAGAAAUAAGAUUUUCUUGGGCGAAAUAGAUGGUGGUAAUCCAUGGUCUUAUGAUGAUAGCGAUGAACAAGAACGUUUUCAAAAUUUUCAAAAUUCACAUCAUCAUUCUCAUAUAGUGUUGCAGUAUAUGGAACAAGAAUUUUCUGAAAGGUUGCGUUUUAUAGAAGAUAGUGUUAGACAAUUAUUACAAAAUCAACAAAAUCAACGAAAUGUUGAUAUUAAUUAA
Funneliformis caledonium is the source of this 3429-nucleotide messenger RNA. NCBI's taxonomy places the organism in Eukaryota, Fungi, Glomeromycota, Glomeromycetes, Glomerales, Glomeraceae. The record is from the annotation of a GenBank genome assembly.